This is a messenger RNA of Microplitis demolitor, 2174 nucleotides long. RefSeq lists its product as uncharacterized. NCBI's taxonomy places the organism in Eukaryota, Metazoa, Arthropoda, Insecta, Hymenoptera, Braconidae. The coding region runs from base 284 to 1066 and encodes 260 amino acids. The record is from RefSeq and is a predicted model, not a curated record. The transcript is spliced from 2 exons.
ACAAAGUAGAGAAUCGAAAAAUGCUGCGAGUCGCUACAGAAUAAAACGUGUCUUCAGAUAUCUUCCCUCGUUUCAUUCGCGUCCAUUCGACUUUUGAUGUUUUAUUCUAUACUCUAAAAAUCUAAUUUUCCAUUUUUCAAUAAUUUUUAAUUUUGUAAAAAAAAUCGUGGACUCUUUCUACGAAGAUAACAAAAAGAAAGUAAUUUAUUAUUUAUCUGCAGCAAGAACGUAAGGAUAUUGUGGUUGCAUAGUUAGGCUAUCAUCUGAAAGCAAAAGGUCAAUUAUGGAACCCAACUACCAGGAAGAACCAAUUGACUUGAGUUUGAGAAAAUCAAUCGAUUCUGACGAAUCAAUUAACUCGGAGGACUCAAGCGAGCUGGACGAAUUUAACCACAUGGAUAACGAGGCAGUUAUUAAAGGUUUUAAGGAGGCCGCUACAGAAAGACUUGCACAAAACAUUCGUCGCAUAUCAUCCUCACCUGAAGGACCCUCUGCAAGUUAUGUUGUACGCAGCUAUCGUGAUUUACAAUAUUACAGAGAAAAUUUCCGCGAACAUCAUGGUCGUUGGCAACAUUUAACAUAUGUUUAUGAUAUCUUGCCAUAUUUGUUGCCGGUAUGGUGGUUCGAUACCGUGAUAUUAAGCGACGACUACUAUCAAGAGCUUAUCAAUACUGUAAUGUUUCUUGCUAAAGAGAUCGGAACCCAUUUCAUGGUUGAUAUAAUCGUAAAAAAACUGUUGAAAGUUAAUAAUUAUAAUGCUUCCGGAGAUCAAGCGAACUUAGUGAAGAAACAAUGCCAUAAGAUCGCGAUGGAGAUGAUUGCAAAAAUCAUAUUGACGACUGAUUUCCAACCUGUAAAUGCGUCUCCAUUUUUGGAAAAUGCAUUGUCUCAUAUUAUUUGCCGUUAUAAAAGGUUAGGUAUCCAAGAUCCUGUAAUGGAAGAAAGCAUCAAUACGAUUGUUAACGAGUUGUGCAUACUCGUAGAAUCAUCAGACUCGGACGCACCUGACUUAGAAUCAAUGGAAUUGGGCAUAUCAAUCUUUGAUGACUCGGAGGAAAGUCUUUAAAAAACAGAGCCUGCCCCACAAGACGCUCUUCCCGAAUCAUCCUUACUCAUAGAACUCCCUCUAGUAGAUUAACAUAAUCCUAGAAAAUCUGAAGAAAACUGAUGAUUAUUUAGCUUCCAGAGAUCCUAAUCCUUUAUCGAGGCCACAUUGCCUUAAGAUGGCGACGAAGAUGAUUCCAAAGAUGCCGUUGAUGAAGGAUUUCGAUCCUACUAACCUGUAUCCGAUAUUCGAGCAAACAUUGCUUAUAUUUAAUCGAGAAUAUGAAAAAGCGAAAAAUGAAGGAUCUAAAAAGUGACGGGGCAAUAAACUUUUUUUAAAGAUUUUCAAACUUCGAUAAGUACAAGAACAACAAUAAUUGGACUUAAUAUUAAAGUUAAUGUUUUUAGACUCUUUUGUUAACUUUUUUGACUAUCCAUUAAAAGUUCUAGGUUUUUAUUACUUUUUCAAUACAAAAUAAGUUCAGAAAAAAUUUGUGGUGUAUAAGGUUUUGAAGUUUAGAAUAGUUGAUGCUUUUUGACCAAUUCUUUUUUUUUUACACGGUGGAGGAAAAUGGAGCAUCUCAAUCCGUGUUUUCUACACUCACCGAUUCAGGUAGACGAUUACACACGAGGGUUACAAUGUCCUACUUUUCAAUAAUUUUAUAAUAUAGAACAAUUUUUUAUAAAUAGGGAUUACUAAUUAAUUAAUAAGUUAAUAAAUUCUAAAAUUGAAAAAUUUUUGUUUAAACAAUAGAUUAGUUUAGAUCCCGUGACACUAAGUACGAAAACUUUGUUAUAAUCAUACUGCAUUUUAGUUUCUAAAAAUAACUUUUUUUUUGGAUAAUAGUAAAUUUUAAGAAAAAUUGUAAAAAACGUAUCUUAAUAAUGUUAUUAAUUAAAAAAAUAAAUUCAAUACGACCUAGGAUUUAAAAAAAAAUUAUUCUGGUCACCAUGACUUUAUAAUGUAAAAAAUUACUUAGAACGAGUAAAAAAUUUUACGCCAAUGAUCUUUUUUAUCUGUGUAAAAUAUAUUGAAUACAAAAAGUAUUAUAUAUUACAUUUGAUAAUUGUAAACCAAUGUGGUAAAUUUAUGUAAUCUAAAUUUCAUGACAUAAAAAAUUUCUACAAUU